Messenger RNA from Kwoniella shivajii, 630 nucleotides. RefSeq lists its product as uncharacterized. The coding region runs from base 1 to 630 and encodes 209 amino acids. The record is from RefSeq and is a predicted model, not a curated record. Gene Ontology annotation, cellular component: intracellular anatomical structure. The transcript has 2 exons. NCBI's taxonomy places the organism in Eukaryota, Fungi, Basidiomycota, Tremellomycetes, Tremellales, Cryptococcaceae.
AUGUCCAAUAUCGUACCACCGUAUCCUUAUCCAGUCACAAAUCAGGAGCUCAUCAAGACUCACUCGCUCGAGAAACAUUUUGAGGGAGGUUAUUUCGCGCAAACCGUAGUUAUUGAAUCUUCCUUGCCCUCUGAUUCUGGGGAUUCGGAUGCUCCCCAGUCUGCCGCCUUGCAAGGAAGGAAACAGGUAGCUUCUGGAUCGGGUACAGCCUUGCUGGGUGGGGGACCUGAAGUGGAUGGAGAAAAGAAGUUGGAUGCGAGUCUAAUUUACUAUCUCCUAACGCCUGAUAGCUACAGAGGUAGAAUGCAUAUGAACCUGCACUCGUUAUUCGUGCCAGGUGGAUGGUGGAAAGCAAGCGAAAUACCCGAUGAAGACCUUCUACUACUCGAUGCCCCUGACGCGAAGAAAGGGAAGUUGGAGGAGAGUAUUGGAUGUUUGAUAAGUGAAGUGGUAGUUCCAGGAUGGAACCCGGAUCAACAUCAAUUUAUUAAUGAGGAUAAAGUGAGUCAAAGAUUGAAGUGUUCAUUGCUGACUAGACAGCUCAAAGCGAUGUGGGGUGGUCAGACUGGAUGGGAGCAGUAUACGAAAUACAUUCAAGCGCCAGAAGGCCUGGAAUACCUGGACAAAUAG